UAGUAGCGCAUCCCUACUGUCAUCCCUAGUCUCUUGCGAUAUAUUUUUAGGGUUAUAUUUUGCGCGCGCUAAUAGCGAAUAGCACAGCCGGCGUUUCUUGAAAAAAGUUAAAAUAUAGCGUAUACCUGUUUAGUAAAGUGACUUAACCACCGAUGAGCGGCUGACGAACCUGAGAGUUUGUACAGACAAGAACACCAAAUCCUCGGACCAAAAUGAUAACCCUACUAAUACCGCUGGCGGCCACGGUGCUGCCGAUUUUGGCUAUUCUUUUUGUGACUGGCACGUUUCUUUACAAGUUAUACAUUAAUAUUCGUUCUCGCUACAACGCCCGGGUCAACUGCUGGUUUUGCAAUGAAAACACACGAGUUUCCUAUGGAAGUCGAAACAGUUGGACCUGUCCAAAAUGCGAGCAGUACAAUGGAUUCACCAAGGAUGGGGACUACAACCGGGACAUGACGGCGCAGCGGGACUGCAGCCUCGGAUCCCAGAAGAACAGCUCCCAGGGCAGCUCCAGCAUCUGCGCGAACUCGUACUAUGCGGACGUCCUGGCUUCGAAUCCUCCAGUCCCCAAAAAUGGCCUGUGCGACCAGUGUAACGAGGCGCAGCGCCUGAAGGUCGAAAAGCUUUCGCAAUUCGAGCCCAAAAACGAGUCGCGAUUCGAUCAGGAACUGAAGGUGUACCGAGAACGACUGGAGAAGCAGUUUCGUCUGUGCAGCAGCUGUGAACGGCAUGUAAAUAAGGUCCUGCACGAGAAAAAGAAGAUGGUUUUAAGUUCCAAGUUCCUAAACUAUAUCAUCAAGGGAGCAUCACUUCUAAAGCAGCCGCACUUUAACCGCUUGGCCAGUGCCCAAAAGCAGCAAAAACUUCAUCGAUACCGCGUGCUGAUGACCAUCCUAACCGUGGUCAACAUUCUGAGCCUCCUUUGCCGCAUGCCACAUGGAACAGUCGAUCAGUUUAGGUCGAUCCUAGGCAAAUUCCUGGGAGGAACCUUGUUUUAUGUCUACUCUCAUGUGCUGGCCUUGAUCCGAGUGGUGACUGUUGGCGUGGGCACUUUCCUGGAACAGGGGGAAACGUCAGCCAAAAUAUUAUUAUAUGGCCGUACCUUAGGCAAACUGUUGCUCUACUCAGUGGGUUUGAGUCAACAGCAAGUGCAGCAGGCAACCUUCGCAUCAUGUUUCGUUGGGGUCUAUCCUUAUGUCAUGUUGGGCCUGAGUUUCCUGCACAAGAUUAACGACGGGCUCAAGUUCACAAGGUUCACCAUUGUCCUGCUGUUAUGGAGUGCGUAUGCAACGGGAAUUGAACUCUUGGCUUCCAAUAUCAAUGGAAUCUCUUUUAUGCUGCUGGGCAGUAUCUUCACCUUAGGUUUGUUGGCCACCAACCGAUCCAAUCUCCUCAGACAAGCGUGCCCGGACGAGUCCUCUUGCGAGAGUUUCCAUCGUCUCUGUGCGGACGAAUGCGAUGAGGAAACGCUCAGCAUGCUAAGCCAGCAGUUGAGUGGAUGCAGCAAUAACAGCAAUGGCAAUCUUUCCGUGCCCUCCGCCUCAGUUUGCCACUCGCCCGUCCCCACGAUCUCACAGAGAACAAUUCAAGGGCCGGGUUCUAUGCUGUCCCUGGAUUCUUUGAAUCUGUCGAAGCAGCGACUGGGACAGCAGGCGUGGUCUUCGAACUAUGGAGGAGCUUCUACAGUGCAGUACGCCCCGCCCGCCCAACCAUCGAUGAUGUUCCAGCAGAAACCGAUGAGGCCGUUGGAGUCUCAAUGGUAUCAUCCUGGAUCCAACAACCUGGCCCAAAACCACGCUUUUACCCGGUCCACACACAAUCUGUUGAUGCCAUCACGUUUGCCACCAAUGAGCAGGAAUGUUGGUGGCGCCGAUGUAGGUGCUUGGGUGGCGUCCAAUCAAAGCAUCAACCAGGACCUAAGCACCGCCAGUCUGAUGAGACACUACGAGGAGAAGCAGCAGCAGCAACUCUCCCGCACCUCGUCGCAAUCUUCCGGAUUCGAGUCUCAGACCCGGCCAGAAUGUGGCACAAUUGCUUCAGCGUGGAGGGAUUGCGGCUGGUCCGAGUCCCGGGGAAGUCAACGCAACCUUACGGUUGUUCCGCCCCUAGCAUCUCCCACGCCCACAUUGGUGGCCAGUGAUUGUCAAUACUCGAGGACAACGCUACCGCAGCAACAGCCAACAAUUCAACCUGGAGAUUUACUUAGAAGGUGGAUCGAAAGCAGUUCGAAGACCUCACAACCCAUCCACUGAAUUGUGAUAAUAGAUAUUUUAGAAAAAUCAGAGAGAAUCAUAAGAUUCAAAAAGAUCACAAGGAGCUUAGGGUUGCAGAAAAAAAUACUGCCAGUCAGAACUAUUAAACAUUUUGACUUAUUUUAAUUAUCAAAUAACUUAUUAGAGACAUAUUUAUUAUUUUUUCAUAUUGCUUAUGACUAUCAAUAUUCAUUUGUUUUCCUUUUUUCACUAAUAAUGACUAACAUAUGUUUUUUCUAUCAGUAGUUUUGCCUAUCCAUUAGAUUGCGAAUUCCUAGUUUUUUGUUGGGGUGUACAUCUACCCCAAGUUGCCUAUGAGUUUCGUGCACAAAAUCGAGAUCAACUUUAUAUCAGCAUAACAAUAGAAAAGCAAGUUCACUUUAGUUGGUUGAUUUUGAACUCGAAACUCGUCUAUAUGGCUUAAGGCUCAACUUAACACUAUUUCCUUUAAAUUUUAUUACUAACAUCGAAAACUAUAUAGAAGAAAGAAUUCAGUAAAGGACACUUAGUUAUGUAUUUAAGUAAGAAUAAUCUUAAGGCGUCUGUUUUUAUAGUUACGGAGCUUCUCCUAAAACUUUAUGACAAUUUAUUUAAUUUAGAUCAAUUUUUUAUUAUACAUACAAAUGGAAGUUUUUUGAAAUAAAGGUGGAAUAAAACUAAAAAGUCGUA
Molecule: messenger RNA, 2921 nt
Organism: Drosophila rhopaloa
Lineage: Eukaryota; Metazoa; Arthropoda; Insecta; Diptera; Drosophilidae
Exons: 4
Coding region: 213-2252 (679 amino acids)
Biological process (GO): nuclear migration along microtubule
Cellular component (GO): nuclear membrane
Molecular function (GO): lamin binding; actin filament binding
Source: RefSeq, a predicted model, not a curated record